Dermacentor albipictus is the source of this 2330-nucleotide messenger RNA. It is a transcript of the gene CrebB, whose product is annotated as Cyclic-AMP response element binding protein B. Gene Ontology annotation, biological process: regulation of transcription by RNA polymerase II. NCBI's taxonomy places the organism in Eukaryota, Metazoa, Arthropoda, Arachnida, Ixodida, Ixodidae. Gene Ontology annotation, cellular component: nucleus; transcription regulator complex. Gene Ontology annotation, molecular function: RNA polymerase II cis-regulatory region sequence-specific DNA binding; DNA-binding transcription factor activity, RNA polymerase II-specific; protein binding. The record is from RefSeq and is a predicted model, not a curated record.
UAACAGUCGGGCGUGAUGUCUUUCGUGCGGUGGUGGCAUUUUUCGAUUGCCAGUUUAGAAAUUAGCCCAAUUUUUGACCCCUGCUUUUGGGAAAACGUGUGGAUAUAGUGUGGAAUGGUAUCGCUGCAAAUAUGGCAGGAUGCCAGGGCUACCAGGGCUGCAAUCGCGCUGAAUUUAGACGCGUGUGUAUCUGUUAGGCCUAACUGUACGUCGCGGCUGCUUCGAUCGCGGAACUGCGAACCUAUGCGCCCCGACUAGCGUUCUAACCCGCAUUUAGUUGCCCACUUAGGAGUUGACCGAAUGAACGGAGCUACUCAGCCGUAUGCGAAGCGUCGAUUCUGCGACUGUCUGAAAUGAUGGAAGUGCUGAUGGAAGAAGGAGCGACCGUGGUGACCAGCAGCGCGCCCGUCUCGCGUGCCAGCAGCACGACCACGGCAGCACGCUCCAGCCCGGCUCCCAGUGCGGUAGUGGUCACCUCUGCCCAGGGGCGCACCAACGGCACUGUGGUGUUUGCCUCCCCGGCACAGGUCAAGCAGCUCAACGUGGUUCCAUCAGCCACAACGCAGGCACUGGCAGUGCAACAGCCAGGUGGAGGUGUGUCCAUAGUGCACGUGUCUAUCCCUAACCAGCCCAUGCACGUUCAGUCAGUGAUACAGCCCAACCAGCAGUCGGUGAUCCAGGCCGCUGGAGGGGCAGCCGCCCUGCAGACAGUAAGUGGACUUGGUUUGGGCAAGAAUGUCAUUUUGGUAAAUAAGGGCUCAGUGAUCCACAGUGCCGACGGUGAUGCUGGCGUCCACCCUGUCCAGUUGAUUCCAGCGAGCAAGUUGGAUGCCUCAGGGGAGGCAGCUGUGCUCACAGCGGAAGACGAUUCCAAGAAACGGCGAGAAAUACUGGCACGGAGGCCCUCGUACCGCAAGAUCCUAAACGAGCUAUCGUCCACCGAGGCACAGGGUGCGGUAGCGUCACUCGCGGCUGAUUCUAAAGACGAGGACGACGACCCCGACACCAUCACAGUGGCUGGCACUCAGUACCACACUGCAGCUGGACUGCUGAAAGUGGUCCCAGCUUCAGCCAUACAGCUGGCGACUGUGACUCAAGAGGGUGGCCUGCAGGGUCUCCAGACACUUACCAUGACCAACGCUGGCUCCGGUACAGCUGCUGGCACCAUCGUCCAGUAUGCCCAAGGACAAGAUGGACAGUUCUUUGUGCCAGUGACGGUGUCCGCGGCUGACCUGCAAGCGUACCAGAUCCGAACGACGGGCAGUGGUGGCUCGUCACAGGCACUGGCGCAAAGUGUGGUCAUGGCACCUGCGGCCAGUCUGCAGACCCAGCAGUCACUCGCCGAGGAAGCGUCGCGCAAGCGGGAGCUGCGCCUACUCAAGAACAGGGAUGCUGCGAAGGAGUGCCGACGAAAGAAGAAGGAAUACAUUAAGUGCCUGGAAAACAGGGUUGCCGUCCUCGAAAACCAAAACAAGGCGCUCAUCGACGAACUCAAAUCGCUCAAGGAGCUGUAUUGUCAAAAGAACGAAUGAGCCAAUUUCAUCGGGACAUUGCCGCUUCCAAUCUUCAGGCCAUCGUGUGUACAGUCAUGGGACAGAUUGCCAUGAAGUGCAUGCAGACGCGAAGUGUUGCAUGGUGCAGUUGCUCUGUGUACCAGGACCAGUUCAUCACAAGGGUCGUUAAUUGUUUUGCCCUGACAAAUUGGUGCACAGGGCCUGCUGGAGUUACCAUUAUUCUCUUCUCUUUUGCGAGCAUUCAGUUUCCCCUGCAGCUCUGUGGAGUUGCACCCAUCUCAUUAUCACUACGUUGACUGUACAUAGUAUCAUGUAUGUGUUCAUGUUCUCUUCGAGCAAGGGGUGAAAAGUGCAGAUAAAGCAUCGCAGCCUAUCUUUAUUUUCCCAUCUGCUGCUGCGGUUUCAUCAUCAAAUGCUGUAGAAAAGUGUUACCUGUGGGUGUUCUCAUUAUUGUGUGUGCUACAUGGUGACAGCAUCUGCGAUUGUACAUAUGUGAAUUCUUGUCACCUUUCCCAUCCCCCAUUUUUUCAUUACAUAUAUAUAUUAUAGUUAAAUGAUAGCCUGUGCUGGUGUGGUUCACCCACAGGCCUUUUUUUUUGCUUUUGUUUGUGCUAAGUCAGCACAUUCUUAAAUAUUUUGUUACGUUAUGUAAAAAUUGCAUUUUUAAGAAGUCCGCACAUUGUUCGGUUUGUGUGCCCCUAAAAUUAUUGCUGCGGGACACACAUUUGCUUUCUGUUAAAGAGAUCUCAGUUGUUGAGCUGUGCCUUGAGCUAUUUUGUAACCCAGCAAAAAAAUAAAAAGGGUUCAAGACAAGAA